AGUAGCAAGUACUCCGACACCCGACUCAUCACAGCGUUCUCAUCGACCUUAUAUACCGACGGGAUAUGUCACACAGCGUCCAUGAUAUAACCCCAACGACGAGCUUAGACAGCGUCAACCUCGAGCACGAGGAAUGUUUCCAAAGACGUUUGCGUCAUAUAAGUUCCAUCCAAGUUCGCAAUCUAACACCUUUUCCUGUCCGAGAUGCAUUUGCUUCUGCUCUCGCUCGCCCAGCUGAGCACUCCCAAUUCACGCCUCUGGGAAACCUCUCUGACGACCUUGAUAUAACGCUUUCACGAAAACGCUCACGCCGGAUCUCCACAAACUCUGUCAAUACCCUUCAAAGUGCUCGCGUAGAUGAUCAUGCUCCAAUAUUGGACAAUGGUGAUGGGAGAGGUCGUCGGAGAACCCACUCUAAAGUAAGUUUCUCAGGAGGAGGGAGCGCAGAGCCCACGCAAAGGAGCAACGCCAUCUCCCGCACCAUUUCAACCAGUACUACCACACCUACGAUAAAACCAAGUAAUCGGACGCGCACCAAUUCCAUGGUCUCGUCCAUGAGCGUAUCUACGGCUAAUAUUAAUGUGCACUCCUCGACCUCGAAUACGCAGGCGCCUUCGACCUUGUCUACCGUUUUAUCUUCUUCGUUAUUCUUCGAUUACUCGCAGAGGACCUUGGAGAAAGUCAUUCAAUCCCGCCUCGUGGAGACUUUCAUUUCAAUCACUGUUCCAGACACUCCGGAUGUUUUUCCGCUCCCGUCUUCAUUACCCAACACACAACGAACUCGUGCUGAAAGUGCUCCACGCGCACGUUCUUUCACCUCCAAUGACUUUGUUGUUCCCAAUUCGGUGGCAAGUGUGCGCAAAGCUUCGAAAACAUCACGUCCGAACAGCGCGGAGUCCUCCAAGGCUGCACCCUUAUUCCGACCGGAACCUUCCUCAAUUCGCUCUUCCACCACCCUCAGAAAAGGUACACCGCCAGUCAGGACAACAGGAGCGUCCCUUACGACACGAGUCGUCCCUAAAACACAUAAGUCCUCGACUUCUGUCCCACGCAACUUCACAGCGAGCCAGCUACCAUCACCUCCAGCUUCCCCAGCAUCUCCAGAACCACCUCUGCUUCACACCGUGCCGAACUAUAUAUCACCUAUCCACCAGCCCUCGACGAACCCUUCUUUCGUGAUUGAUGCACGUUCAGAAUUCGAGUUUGCACCUUGGACAGAUUUAGGUGCCGAUACGGUGAAGAUUGAAUUAUGGGCGAAGACUUGUCGGCAUCUUACUAGUAGAGCCGGAGCUUCACUCGAGAGCAAAGGAAAACAAAAGGAGAUGUUGGUGACUGAUCCUACUAGAGAAGGACCCGAGUGGACCGUCCUAGAGCAAUGGAAUGUCACCCUUGCAGACCUUGUCCCAUUGAAGCCUGAGCUCGAGGCCCAUCCGUCACGCCUCCCGUCCAAUACCCUUUUCAUAUCAUUCUCCACUCGUGCAGAAACAUUCUAUUUGCCAACUCGUUCAGUUUCAGGAGUCCAUUCGCAUUCACGCUCUCCUUCUCCGACUGCGUACAACUCUGAACCAGAGACAGGAAUUCGGAAGUUCGGACACUCCGCCAACCCGACUACACCAGCACAUUUUCAUCUCACCCAGACGCCUUCUGAACAGCCCAACAAAUCGCGCAGAUCACGCAAGACAAAUACCAGAACCGCAAGUUCGCAAGAUUUACUUCAGCUCGUCACGCUUCAGUCAUGUAUCAUCGACCACGAGGAGUCGCUUGCGGACGUAAUCCGGCAAAUAGAUACAACAUUGGACAAUGAUGUUGUCGCGAUAUUGAACCGGGAGGCUUCGGAACGUGAAGCGCGUAUCGAAGAUCGACAAUCUGAAGCGAAAGAGAUCUUGGAACGGGCAUGUCUGUUACGCGGAGAUAUUGCUUCUCGCCGAAAGAGGCUAAAACAUCGGAGAGACAUACUUGCGACUGCUGGGUCAAUGUAUGCUGAAGACCAGGCCAACCUCCGGCAGACUGCCGUGGAGGUUGCUGAGCAGAAGCGGUGUCUUGAUGUCCUUCGGGCGCGUCUUGCGGUUAUACGAACGUCCUUGAUCUCAACGCUGUCAUGGUUAUAUCCUAUUGAACUGUUUUCUUCCUCAGAGCUACUCUUUACGAUCCUUACCGUUCCGUUGCCUAUUCCGUUCAACACUACAGAGCCUGCCCCACCAUUGUCACUGGCCUCCCACAAGGAAGUGACUGAAGAUGCAGUGGCCACCGCGCUAGGUUUUGCUGCACAGCUAGUACAGCUCCUUGCCAUAUAUAUGGGCAAAGGCCUGACGUAUCCUAUCACCUGCAUAGGGAGUCGGAGUCUGAUUAGAGAUGACAUCUCGGCCAUGAUUGGUCCAAGAAUGUUUCCUCUAUUCUCAAAGGGCGUUGACACAUAUCGAUUCGAGUAUGGUGUGUUCCUGCUUAACAAGGAUAUCGAAAUGCUCAUGGCAGAUCGCGAUUUACGAGCGCUGGAUAUGCGACACACGCUACCUAACUUGAAAAACUUGCUCCUGACACUUACUGACGGUGAAUGUGCUAGUGUUCACAACUCUCGAGUUUUCGAUUCGCCAGCUUCUUCUGGCCUUGUAACACCCCUACGGGCACACUCGCUACCUCCUACCCUGGUGCUUACGCCAGACAGUCCAAAAGCUAACCAUUGUUCGAGCGAGUUGCCUGCAGAUGUAGAGGCCGAGAACACUACACCAACCGAGAGCGGCUCGACUACGCCUACGGCAACUACACCAUUUACUGAGGGUACUAGUACGUUUUCUCGGUAUUCGAAACUGUCAAUUGGCUUCCCGCCCCUGCCGGGAUUUUUACGUUCGCGACACGCUUCUGCUGUCGGUCGGGUGUCGGUGAAAUUGGACCCUGAGACCGGCUGGGAGGCGGAAGAUGGGGUCCAGGGUGCUACAUCAGGGUUGCCGGCCCCGAAUUUGAGGAUUGGGGAGGAUGAGGAUCGAGGGACUAUUCGGGGUGUUGUGGUAGAUUGCGAAGAGGGUAAGCCAGGGGAAGUGAAGGUUGGUGAAGGGGCAAAGGAGCCGAUGGAGAAAACUGUGGAAGGUGCUUCUGCUGUUGUCAAUGGGCCUUGCACUGUUGAUUCGCGGGCUUUAUGAUUGGACCUUACGGAUAUGCUGCGACGUGUUAUAUAAAUUGCGACAGCAUCUUAAUGAAGGCGAGCAAUGGGCUGAUUUCGUUUUGUUAAGCGCGCUGUUUUCAAAAGUUUGACA
Molecule: messenger RNA, 3248 nt
Organism: Suillus plorans
Lineage: Eukaryota; Fungi; Basidiomycota; Agaricomycetes; Boletales; Suillaceae
Exons: 10
Coding region: 66-3134 (1022 amino acids)
Biological process (GO): SNARE complex assembly
Cellular component (GO): lytic vacuole; endosome
Molecular function (GO): SNARE binding
Source: RefSeq, a predicted model, not a curated record